Molecule: messenger RNA, 2047 nt
Organism: Rhineura floridana
Lineage: Eukaryota; Metazoa; Chordata; Lepidosauria; Squamata; Rhineuridae
Gene: VCPKMT
Product: valosin containing protein lysine methyltransferase
Exons: 6
Coding region: 117-842 (241 amino acids)
Biological process (GO): peptidyl-lysine methylation
Cellular component (GO): cytosol; cytoplasm
Molecular function (GO): protein-lysine N-methyltransferase activity
Source: RefSeq, a predicted model, not a curated record
AGCUGUGGAGGCCGGCCGGCAGCUCCGGAGGCCGCCGCUCCGCUGGAGGCGCCGGCUCGCUCGCUCUUUCCUCCCUCCGUGGCGGCGGUGCGUGAGGAGGCGGCCUGGAGGCGCCGAUGUCUUCCCCGGCGGAGGCGGCGGCCAGGCUGCUGUUCGAGCGGGCGCUGGCUCGCCGGGACGGCUCUUCGACUCUGCGGCUGGCGCAGCGCUCGGCCGGCGGGACGGGCUCGGUGGUGUGGGACGCCGCCUUGGUGCUCGCCCGCUUCCUGGAGAAGAGCGCGGCGGCCGGCGGCGGAGGGGAGCAGCGGCUUCCCCCCGCGGGCCUCCCUCUCCGCCGCAAGGCCGUGCUCGAGCUGGGAGCCGGCACCGGCCUCGUGGGCCUCAUGGCCGCCACCCUCGGGGCAAAUGUUACAGUUACGGAUCUCGAGGAAGUUCAGGAUCUGCUGAAAAUGAACAUCGAGAAUAAUCGGCAUCUUAUCACAGGUUCCAUUGAAGCCAAGAUACUGAAAUGGGGUGAAGACAUAACAGACUUCCUUCCCACACCUGAUUAUAUCCUGAUGGCAGACUGCAUUUACUAUGAGGAGUCAUUGGAGCCAUUGCUCAAGACUCUGAAGGACCUGGCUGGCCCUGAUACCUGCAUCUUUUGCUGCUAUGAAGAAAGGACUAUGGGAAAAAACCCAGAAGUGGAGAAGAGAUACUUUGAACUUGUUCAGAGGGAUUUUGAUCUGGAAAAGGUUCCCCUAGAUGACCAUGAUGAGGAGUACCGGAGUGAGGACAUUCAUAUAUUCGUCAUCAGAAGGAAGAAAACGGUAUGUGUGGAAGGAGGUGACACAGGGACAUAGGAGAAAGGAGUGGAAAAAUCCCUUCCUACCUUCUUGAAGGUGGCAAAGUUCAAAAGGGCUAAACAUUCCUGUGCAAAAUGAGUGGCCUGCUUUGAGAGUGUAAAUUCCUUCAUUUAGGAAAAACAGGCCCCAGCGAAAGAGAAUGGGCGGAUGGAAGCCUAUGCCCUGAGCAGUUUUUUGGAAGUUUGUGUUGUUCAUUAUUGCUGUAGGGCUUUUUGAGUCAGUUAUGCAAGCCCCAUUGAGUGCCAAUUGCAAGGAAGCUUUUAUUAGCUCCUACUUAAAAAGCCAAGACAAUUUGUGGAGAGUAAGAAUACUGUAAUUGCAGAAGAGGCUGUGAAUCCUGAUGAUAGCAUUCCACCUACAUCAUUAAGCAGUUUGGAAGCAGCAGGAGAUAAACACGUAGCUAAUGAAUUCAGUAACUCAAGCAGUAUCUCUGACAGAAAGGGCAGUCAAAUGGUGACAGUGAUAGCGAAGCAGAAAGCAGUAUUCAGGCAAGCCCAGAUUAGUCUGUAAUCUUAGAAGGCUGGAUAAUCUUAGAAGUGGUGUGGCUGUGACUGUCACGAAGAGACCCUGCUCUUCUGAAUUUGCCACUACACUUCUGUUCAUGGUUUGAGAGAGUUGUAGUGCAGCAACAACCGAAGGCACUGCAUCAGCUGCCCCUGGUUUAUGCUGACGAGGGAUUUAUGUAGGGAGGCCGAUACCCUCUUUUGAAAGUAUGCUCUGUAGGGAGCAAGAAACUAUCACUCUUAUUAGUUUCAGCCAAGAUGGUUGCUUCUUAAUGUUUUCCAUAAAUUUCCAUCAUGACAACGUCUCUGAUGCACUUUUCUGAUUCUCUGGGAGCUGGGGAGGAAAUAAUUGGAAGUGCAAAUAACCCGGAAGAGCUCUUUGUAGAGCAUCUCUUUGGCAACAGUGGAUCGUCAAGCAGUCUCCUACGUACUAAGAUGAGGCAUGCAGUCUGUUUCCUUGAGUGAGCUACAAACACAAACUCAAGGCUCUGGGUGUUCCACUACGAGAGAGCUGGUGGCAGAAGAAGAAAGGAAGACUUGUGAAUCCAGGGAACACAAAUGUGUAACACAUGUGGGUGGCUUAGUGUGUGUGUUUGCACACAUUUUCCAGCUUUUGAGUGAACAAUCUGCUUUGUUAGUAACAGUUUCUUAGGAAUCUUGUUAUGUAAAUAUAAUUAUUUAUUAAACUCUUGUUCCUAA